Messenger RNA from Clonostachys rhizophaga, 1845 nucleotides. The record is from the annotation of a GenBank genome assembly. Lineage: Eukaryota; Fungi; Ascomycota; Sordariomycetes; Hypocreales; Bionectriaceae.
AUGGCCUUCAAUUCCCAGACCUUCGAAGCCGAUACUCGGAAUGCCCCAGAUCCUCCAACCUCCAGCAACUUGAACACUGCACAAACAUUUUCACGCGGAGUGUCGCACACAAGGUCUCGAUCCAGCCCUAUAGCCCCCGCCCGCAGACACAUCCCAGAGCGGAAAGACCCUCAGCCCAGCAACAACCGGAACUCAACUUUUAGCACAGACACUGGGGACAGCAAGGGAAGACCUCAACGAAAGAAGUCGACUUUACGCGGGGCUCUUGGCAAGAUUUUUAGCCGCCGCAAGAAAUCCUCAAGUCAAACAAGUCUACGUUUGGAUAGAAAUAGCACCAGACCUGUGCAGGGUAGACUCACCAGCCAUCACCGCAGUACAACGUUUGAUGUGAGCGUUUUGAGUAAUUAUGACGAUUAUGGGGCGAAACGAUCAGCCUCUGUUCCCCCGGGUGAUUAUGGCCGUGCCUUGCGUUCCCAUUCGAUAGGCCCUGAAGAUGUGCUCGCCAUUGAGAGUGCUCGGGUUUCUGCCCAAGCCGAUAGGGAGUCUCAGAAACGGCGGUAUGAACGCUCGAGUGUUCACUCAUUUCGAGAACUGACCACUAGGGAGGGGGAGCCGGCCGGCUUAGCUCCGAGACCUGUUACCGUAUACGGCGGAUCGAGUGUCCAUGAGACUUUUCCUUUCCAUGAUGGGGCUUCCACCAUCGGCCGUGCUAUCACCAGUGACCAAACUGGCCUCAAAAGACGAUCGCGAAGUCUCUCUGCCAUUGGCGAUGCCGUGAUGGAAGGCGGUGAUCUUCAACGGACAAGGAGCACAGAAAUUCGCCACUGGAGACAAAGCCAUGGCACAAGUUACAAGCCGCCCAUGAACGCCCCUGACGUUAUUCAGACUGAAAUUGAUGGUGGCUUGUACAUCAACAGCCCGGAGCAACCGCAAUCGCCUGCUUCACCACUGCAAUCGUUUACCUUUGGCGAUGUUGGGCCCGCCCAUCUCCCGCCAGAAAUGAAGUCUCCCUUUGGGCCAAAUUUGGACUCCAAGCUUGGCAAUUUGGAAAAGAGAACGAAGCGUCUGGAAAAGGCCAUGUCAGAAUUGUCGCAUUCUGUCCCCGACUUUCGAUUUCGCCUUGAUCCGUCCAGCGGACCUCCAGUUUCCUAUAAGCCAGCCAAUGGCAAUGGGCCAAUGAAUUGGGGACCAACCUGGUUUGAUAACAACACCAAAGUCCCCAGCCGGCCAAGCACAGGCCGUUCUGGGGCGUCCGAUAAAUCUUCCCUCGACUUAGGGCCCGCCUAUUAUGGAUCAAAUCGACGUCUAAUUCCCCAGCCGGCCCUGGGAAUCGCGAACCGUCCAUUGAGCACCACGACGAUUCGAGGAGUCGCUAGCCUGCCUUCAAUUUCCCAGGAGUAUGCUCGUCCACUUACCACGGAGCAUUAUAUCACUCUCAUGGCACUGCUUGAGACAGAACGAUCUGCUCGUCAGGCCCUCGAAGCUCAAGUGAAGACUAUGGGAUAUCAGAUUAGUGUGAUGGCCAAGAGCCUCUCAAAUGAUUUCCCUGCCUCCAAACCCUCUAUCAGUGAACAGUCUGCAUUUGAUUAUGAUGACGAAGAGGAAGACGAUCGAGGAGCAAAUAAUGCUAUGAGAGAGACCCUUGUUCAACAGGAUUCCGGUUUAGCCUCUACCAGUCCUGACGAAGACGAGAUUUCGCCGACAUAUGUAACUCCCAUUGAAGAGGCCAACGACGAAGGACUUGUUAUGCGCGCGAAGAACGAUAGGACACUUUCCUUGUCCAGAAUUACGAUGAGCCAGCCAGGUCCUGACCCCCGUCCUGGUUUAAUGCAUUCUCCCAUCUGA